This is a messenger RNA of Peromyscus californicus insignis, 5312 nucleotides long. RefSeq names its product zinc finger protein 366 (gene Znf366). The coding region runs from base 1970 to 4189 and encodes 739 amino acids. NCBI's taxonomy places the organism in Eukaryota, Metazoa, Chordata, Mammalia, Rodentia, Cricetidae. The record is from RefSeq and is a predicted model, not a curated record. Gene Ontology annotation, cellular component: nucleus. The transcript is spliced from 5 exons.
CCCCAGGACUCCUCCCAGCUGUGCUCACUGGUGCCUCCCUUCUGAAACCUCUGCUUCUGUUCUUACCACCUUCACUCUCUGGUGUAUGUUUCUCUGGCUUUCCAUUUCCCUUUUCCUCCCCUCCCUGCAGAUGCAGGAUGCAGAGGAAGGCCAGCAGAGGGCAAGAGCCCUGGAGAGGACUCAGGAGGCAGAUGAGUGCUUGCUCCCCACUGGUUGAAGGGCAGAGGAGUUCUGCUGGCUGUUGGUGCUCUCACCUAUGGGGACAGGCUCACUCAUGGCAGGAGUCUCUGUGGGAGCACUGGAUGCAUUGCAAAUGCAAAGAGUGGGGUCCCCCCAGUUCUUCCAGACAUCCAGACUACCCUCCUUACAUGCCCUUUCUGGUCUUGCACCCAUUUAGACUGACAGGUUGAUAGGCAGGCAGAUAGACAGAGACCAAGAUGUAGCUGGAGAACAUGGGAUAAACACUCAAUGCCGUGGACCAUAGUACCUGGAUGAAAGUAUCGUAUGGACUCUGAACCCAAGCCUCACUUUCUGUGAAGUCACCUUUCCCACGGCAGUCCAUCAGGUAUACUCCCCACCCCAUUUUUUUUUCCACUCUCAAGUAAAUCGAGGAAGCAGCUCAUAAGCAAUAUUUCUUGUGCCUCCAAAAAGGACCACAACUGCUGGUUCCUGUUUGUGGCGACAAUGAUCUCAGCUGAGUGAAUGGAUGGAGGGCAUGAGACUCACAAAGCUAAUCGCACGACUUGAAUUCAGUUCUCUCCGUAAGUGCGGGCAUCUCUCGCAGAGUCCAGGCCUGCCCAUUGAGCCCCAGCUCCCUCCCCUGAAGUCCAAGCAUUCCUCACAGAGCCCAGGUCUGCCCACUGAGCCCUCCUUCUUCAGUAAGUACAGGCAGGCAUGCUUCACAGAGCCUAGGCCUGCCCACUGAGCGCCAGCUCCAUCUUCGGUAAAGGAUGCUCACUCCGUUUUUCUCUGCUCCUACCCAGCCUUCCCACCCUCCUUCAAAAACAGACUGAUUUAUCUAAGACCUCGGCUGUUUCACAGUAUUUUCAAAACAAAUUAGCACUCUUCCUCCAGAGUUCCAGAGGUGACUACAUCCAAGAGAGACAGGGCAUGUAAACAAGAGUCCGAUCUAACCAUGGCCGGCAGCGCCGCGCUAAGCGGCUUCUUUUCCUUUUUCGUCCAUCAGCAAAGAUGGAGCUGGACUUGGCCCACUGCACAGAGCUCGGUGAGCAGUGCAUAAAUCUGCUUUUCGGUCGGUCGGGAGGAACUCGAAGAACCUGGAGUCAGCCAAGGAACUGUAGCAACGGUGGUUUCUCAAAGCAGCUAGGAAAAGCCAAAAGGCCUGGGUGACCAGCCACCAUGCCCUUUGUGAAAGGCUGCAGGUUCCCUUUGGUUAGCACAGCAGCCCCAACUUUGCCCGGCUGAGAGUCGGCAUGACAUGAUUUGUUCCUUUGGGGCCGUGUUGGUUCUGCAAGCCAGAUACCAGAGGCUGCGGCUCAGGAGAGCCUGCGUUUGUUUGGACAGGACAGGGCCACUCAGGAGCUCCCAUCUCAGUCAAGCUCCCAGAGCAGAGAGCAUAUCUGAGGAAUUCUUUUCUGUAAAGAUUUUCUUCCUUUCUUCCCCCCGCCCCCUCCUCCAACAUUUUUGUUUAAGAGAAAAUGAGAUGUCUAUCUUCUGUUUCCUUAUUUUUUUUCAGGAAAGCGAAGGGUUGUUGACUUCCUCCCUCUCCCCUCCCUUCCUUCCUUCUUCCCGAAGGUACUCAUCUGAGAAAAAGAGAACGAAGUAUUGUUCCUGUUCUCUUUCUUAAGUCAUUUGAAACACUGUCCCUGCGAGUUCCCUAAGUUCCCCUGCAAUCUGUACACAAGAGAAAGAGGGAGAGAGAGAGAGGGAAAGGCAGAGACAGCCAGAGACCAGGUAAAGCGGUGGGGCUGCAGCUACUCAGCCCUCAGGAGCUGGGACCCUGCGAAGGAUGCAGACGGCAAUGAAGAUGGUCAAAGAUGAGGAUGGACCCUUCAACGCUGCUGUGAAGAAUAUCCCCUCCUUUCCCCACUGCCUCCAGCCCGAGGCUGCCCGAGGGAAGGCUCCCCAAAGACACCCCUUCCCUGAAGCUCUCCGGGGCCCCUUUUCCCAGUUUCGGUAUGAACCUCCUCCAGGAGACCUUGAUGGAUUCCCCGAGGUCUUCGAGGGAGGAGGGUCCCGGAAACGGAAGAGCAUGCCCACAAAGAUGCCUUACAACCACCCUGCGGAAGAAGCCACUAUCGCAGAGGAGAGCAAGAGCCUUGGCCCCCCGAACCUGGCUCUGCUUUUCCCGCAGCCCCAGCGCCCCAAGUGCGACUCUCAGAUGAUCGACCUGUGCAAUGUGGGUUUGCAGUUCUACCGCACCCUGGAGCACUUGGGGGGCAAACCCGUCAAGCAGGAGCCGGUGAAGCCCAGCGCCGUGUGGCCCCAGCCGACACCUCCCACCUUCCUGCCCACACCUUACCCCUACUACCCCAAAGUCCACCCAGGACUCAUGUUCCCCUUCUUCGUGCCCUCAUCCUCACCCUUCCCCUUCAGCAGGCACACCUUCCUGCCCAAGCAGCCCCCCGAGCCAGUGUUACCCCGGAAAGUGGAGCCCCAGGAAAGCGAGGAGACCAAGCAGAAGGUGGAGAGGGUGGAUGUGAAUGUCCAGAUCGAUGACAGCUACUAUGUGGACGUGGGUGGGGCUCAGAAGCGCUGGCAGUGCCCCACCUGCGACAAGUCCUACACCUCCAAGUACAACCUGGUGACCCACAUCCUGGGCCACAGUGGGAUCAAGCCGCACGCGUGCACCCGCUGCGGGAAGCUCUUCAAGCAGCUCAGCCAUUUGCACACCCACAUGCUGACACACCAGGGCACGCGGCCCCACAAAUGCCAGGUGUGCCACAAGGCCUUCACCCAGACCAGCCACCUGAAGCGCCACAUGAUGCAGCACAGCGAGGUGAAGCCCCACAACUGCCGCGUGUGCAGUCGGGGCUUCGCUUACCCCAGCGAGCUCAAGGCCCACGAGGCCAAACACGCCAGCGGGCGCGAGAACAUCUGUGUGGAGUGCGGCCUCGACUUCCCCACCCUGGCGCAGCUGAAGAGGCAUCUCACGACGCAUCGCGGGCCCAUCCAGUACAACUGCUCCGAGUGCGACAAGACCUUCCAGUACCCAAGCCAGCUGCAGAACCACAUGAUGAAACACAAGGACAUCCGUCCCUACAUCUGCUCCGAGUGCGGCAUGGAGUUCGUGCAGCCCCAUCACCUCAAGCAGCACUCGCUCACCCACAAGGGUGUGAAAGAGCACAAAUGUGGGAUCUGUGGCCGUGAGUUCACCCUGCUGGCCAACAUGAAGAGACACGUGCUGAUCCAUACCAACAUCCGUGCCUAUCAGUGUCACCUCUGCUACAAGAGCUUCGUGCAGAAGCAGACCCUCAAGGCGCACAUGAUUGUCCACUCUGAUGUGAAGCCUUUCAAAUGCAAGCUGUGCGGGAAGGAGUUCAACCGGAUGCACAACCUGAUGGGUCACAUGCACCUGCACUCGGACAGCAAACCCUUCAAGUGCCUCUAUUGCCCGAGUAAGUUCACGCUGAAGGGGAACCUGACCCGCCACAUGAAGGUCAAGCACGGAGUGAUGGAGAGAGGCCUUCAUGCUCAAGGUCUGGGCAGGGGACGACUCGUCCUGGCGCAGCCCACCACUGUCCUGAGGAACCUGGAGCAGGAGGAGCCGUUUGACCUCUCCCAAAAGCGCACCGCCAAGGGGCCGGUGUUCCAGUCCAGCACACAAGACUGCCUCUGCCACGAGGAGGAGGAGGAGGAGGAAGAGGAAGGGGACGAGGACAAUUGCUUUGAGGUGGAACCCUACAGCCCCAGCCUGGCCCCGGAGAGCCAGCAGCUCUGCGCGCCCGAGGAUCUGUCCACCAAGCAGGAGCACACACUUCGGGCCCCGGGGGAAAGAUGCAGGGACCAGGCUGCUCCGGAGGAGCAGCAGGAGGAGAGUGUGGAGGACCACGAGGGCAGGGACAUAGACUGCACCAUCAGAGACGAGCACCUGGGCAGCGGGCUGCUGCCAAGCCGCGGGCAGGGCCCCUCGCUUUCCGAUUACUUAUACUUCAAGCACAGAGAUGAGGGUUUAAAAGAAUUACUGGAGAGGAAAAUGGAAAAACAAGCAGUCCUUUUGGGUAUCUAAGUGGACGGCUUUAAAAUUACAUUUGGAAAAUGAGAUCUAGGCAGUUCAAAUAUAGCUUUCUGCACGAACUGUCAUUUGCUGGGGACGGGCGAGUGGCGCCGGUCUUUACAAAUGGCUCAGGCUAGACGUGCGGGUAACACAAAUGCUUCUCAGGUUGCUCCUUGGGCACUCGGCAAUUUCAUACAGGUGCAGGGGCCCCUCGAUGUUACUUUACACAUCACCCACAUGUUGAACUGUGCUUUCAUCUAGAUACCUAACUGCAAGCUGAACCUCAAGGUGCUUGCUUUUAGAAACUGUUUCCUCUAACAUGCAAUAGAGUAAAUGUCUUUCUAGUUGCAAAACUGUGGUGCUCAUGUUACCUUAUUAGUGACUAUUAGUUACAUUUAUGAAGGUUACAAUAUCAUAGAUGAAAAUAUUAGCAGUUGUAUAUAAUAAUAGCCUCUAUUAAAUAAUAGAAACAUGGGAAAUGAUGCAAGAGAUGAGUUGUUGGAAAGGCUGUUCUGAGUUUCUGCAAAUGUGAGCUAGGGUUUCAGGGGAUGGUAAUUUGUUUUGACUAAGGCGGAACUAAAUUGCUUAGAUGCCUGGUUGGGUACUCUGUUCUGCUUCAGCUUUCCUGUUCAGUGGGAGAUUUGGAGCACCCCUGUGGAUAUCUGGACAAUGCUUGGGGGUCCCAACUCUGCAGACCAAAGUCCCGUCCCAAGAAGGGCUUCCUCAGAGAAACCAUUGCCACCUUGUUCUCAGGCCUCACGCUCCAUGAAGCAACUGAAAGGGGAGUUGCCACAAUGAACAUUGGGGGCUCGGGCUAUGAAAUGGGGUUCAGGACUUCUCCCUAAAACAAGCUCUGACUUAUUUAGGGUAGAGGAAUGAUCAUUCGCCUGUCGCUAUAAGCAAGACCUGAGCUGUGCUCUCAGAGCUGGCUACAUGUGAGAACCAUCCACAAGAACCUUUAGAAAACACUGAUGUAGCUAGGCAUGGUAACUCAUAACUGUAAUCCCAACACACGGGAGACUGAGGCAGGAGGAUUGCUUCAUGUUUGAGAUCAGCCUGAGCUAUAGACUAAAGUCUUUCUGGAAGAAAGAAAGAAAGAGAGAAAGAAAGGAAGGAAGGAAGGAAGGAAGGAAGG